This is a messenger RNA of Ornithodoros turicata, 1472 nucleotides long. Its product is annotated as speckle-type POZ protein-like. Gene Ontology annotation, biological process: proteasome-mediated ubiquitin-dependent protein catabolic process; regulation of proteolysis. Gene Ontology annotation, molecular function: ubiquitin protein ligase binding. Lineage: Eukaryota; Metazoa; Arthropoda; Arachnida; Ixodida; Argasidae. The transcript has a single exon. Gene Ontology annotation, cellular component: cytoplasm. The record is from RefSeq and is a predicted model, not a curated record. The coding region runs from base 182 to 1306 and encodes 374 amino acids.
GAGUGGCUCCUCCAGAUCACGUGGUUUGGGUGCCCGCGAUUUUCCCUGGAACAUUGCGUCAAUGGGAGCUUGUUGACUAAACCAACUCGACGAACAACGAACGCUGCGCUCCUAACUCCACAAUCGUCAUCGCGAAAGUGUGUGUCGGUGUUUUUCUGAGGCGCCCACUGUGGAUCAGGAUAUGGACAUGGCAGCCGUCACAAGAGACGUUGACGUGGUUUCGACCAGCUAUAGCUACCAGGAAUACACUAAGGUAAACUGCUUGCACAGUAGGGUGAUCAAAGACUGCGGUUUAAAUAGUGACGCCGUAAACAGCUACAUUGAUAGCGGGGAGUUCUUCAACGGCGAUAUCAGUUCGCGUCUGUGGAGCAUGAGAUUGUAUCCGGCUUGCACGCUUGCGCAUCAGCCCAAAUACAUGAAAAUAGAAGUGAUGUAUCGCGGAAGUAAUGCAGUCAAAGCAGCGUGCUGCGUAUGGGUAGUGAACAAACACUGCAUGCAGGUAAAGAAACAAGCGACUGCGGUUCGAAUUUUUUCGUCGCAAAGUAGUUCAACCUUCAAUCUCGGGAACACAAGCGAUUUUCUUGACGAUUCCAGUUGUUUGUUAUCAGAUGGCGUUCUUACGCUGGGCUGCGAGGUAACGAUAUUCGACCUGCGUAAAUUGUCUGCGGCCUGCACCCUCGAAAAACCCGCUGAAGGACCAAGUCUUUUAGAUGACUUCGGUCGACUCUGCGACGAUGGCGACUACACCGACGUGACCUUAACUGCAGAAGGUACGGAUUUUUGCGUGCACAAGAACAUCCUUGCCAUUCGAUCCCCGGUGUUUGACGCCAUGUUCAAGAACAACAUGAAGGAGAAACAAGAGAACCCAGUACAUCUGGACGAUAUCUCUCAUGAAACGUUACAAGAAAUGAUAACUUUCAUCUACACGGAUACUGCGCCCAGUAUGGCCUCCUUGGCAGUCGAUCUUCUUCAUGCUGCAGAAAAGUACGACCUGAAGCGCCUCAAGUCGAUGUGCGAGUACAGACUCGCGUGCAAUCUCACUGUAGACAAUGUCGUAGAAAUGCUUCGUCUGGCCACAAAGUUGAACGCCGACAGACUGAGAUAUUUUGCCGUCUGCUACAUUAAAGGGCACGCGAGUGACGUAGGAAAAACUAAUGGUUGGAAGGCGAUGGUUGAAGAGGAGCCUUGCCUUUUGGAACUGUUCACUUCUCUCGGGACACAGACUGGACUUGACACAAGUCAAGUUAAGUGUCAAGUGCCACAAAUCAAGUCAAGUGGCAAGUGGCACAAGUCAAGUCACAAGUGAACAAGGUGCAUUGAACAGUGGCGAGUGGUUCGUGUAGGUCCACCAUGCUUUUUUACGGAACCUGAAGGUGCUGCUGUGUACCAAACUUCGCUUGCUUGCUUGUGAUACUGUUGUUACUCUCACACAUGUCUACUCUGAACGAUUAAAGCAUUUUUCGAAUACUGAG